CCAGAAAUUAAUUUCAUUUUAUACAUCUGAUCUCUUGAUAAUACAAAUAAAUUUAACAUUUUGCAUUUUAGCUUUACAAUAGCCAGCUUUCGUAUUGUGACCUGAAAGCAUUUCGCGUACAUCUUACAGAGCAAUCCGAGCACAAGGUCACAGAUAAAACUCCUGCUGCACGAAUCCUCUGGUAGCUCAGCAAUGGCUCCUUCCAGAAAAAAGCACAUGCGCUGGUCACCCAAAUCCAUCCAAGCGCUCAUCAAAGAAAUAGAAAGCCUUCCUGAGGGUAUCCGCCUCAUGGGAAGCUCAUCAGCCCCAAACUUGGCCAUCUGGAAAAAAGUGGAGAAAAAGAUGGCCAGAAGGAAUUACCCCUGGAAGGUGUCCCAGCUCAGGAACUGCUGGAAGAUGAUCAAGUCAAAAUUCUACACGGAGCAAGCCUUUCACAAGAUCUACAAGGCUCACAGUCGUGAUCCUCCUCCAUACUAUCAGUCAAUGCUUCGGCUGUGGAAGCGGGCAGGGAAGCCCAUCUUCAGGGACAGACGCCGCACAGCCAACAAGCCCUGCCAACGGCAGCCGCAACGUCAGCGCCCACAAGUGAAGAGGAGGCAACGCGUCCUCUCAUUACCAAGGCUCGCGGAUGAGCCACUCCCACCUGUGGCACCUGCGGCUGCAGCAAGACUGCCGAAUUCCUCGGGGCUGGGUGAGAACGGCCACGGUGGCCCUCCUUCUGAUAACGGGAAGAAGCCAACACUUAUGCCAGGGACUACAACCAAUCUCUGCAUCAGCUCCAGCAGAGACCAGUAGGGGAAGGUGCCAGUG
Molecule: messenger RNA, 810 nt
Organism: Pogona vitticeps (central bearded dragon)
Lineage: Eukaryota; Metazoa; Chordata; Lepidosauria; Squamata; Agamidae
Source: RefSeq, a predicted model, not a curated record